This is a messenger RNA of Periconia digitata, 2905 nucleotides long. The record is from the annotation of a GenBank genome assembly. NCBI's taxonomy places the organism in Eukaryota, Fungi, Ascomycota, Dothideomycetes, Pleosporales, Periconiaceae.
CCUGCUGACUGUGUAGAUGCAGCCCUGCGUGCUCGGGCCGGUGGUGGCUGGCUCUUGGAUGGCCCGGUGCCCCUUGCCACCCUAGCGAGCGACGCCGUUUCCAAGCUACGGGCGGGCUAGCUGCCAUGUUUCGCGCCCGCAAACUCUCCUCCUCUCCCAGUUCCCUCCGAACGCUAAACUCCAACAAUGCCAUGCACGCCAUGUCCCCUCCGGUGACUCUUUAGGUCCAACCCCUACUGAUCCAUUCAUAUGUACCUUAUCGGACGCAAAUCGUUGCUUGUUUGCCCGAGGCCAACAUAUCCUUUCAAGCUACAUCAAUCAGUCUUUCAAUCAAUACGCUGGUCCAAACCACCCGUCGCCUGGCUCUUUGUACUGGCAACGAUAUAUAUAUAUUCACCCUGAUCGGUCAACCAUGAGGCAUUUCCCCUUCGGAUCCUGGGCGCAUACCGAGCACGCAUCUCCCCAACUCCCCCAACCCGCCGUUCCAGGAACCAGGACCUGAGCGCCAAAGACACCGGCACGCGUCGUGUCUGCCGUCGCCAUUGGCCGCGGUGCAAACUGCCCCCUCGCAAAACCUAUCCCCAUCACGCACGGCCACGUCUCCGCCUCCCCCGUCCGAUAUACUUGGAGCCCGCCCAAAACGACCAUGGAGCCUCACUAUUCCCCUUCGCACGCUGUCCACAAUGGCACGUUUUCCCUUCCACAGGCCAUCGUCCAUCUGCUGAGCUCUGUCUUCGCCCGAUCCGCUCGCCAUCCUCAGGAUUACGCUUACCCUCACCAUCCCCUUUUCCACACGAUAAAUACUGCUGCACACUCCCUGCUGCGUCUGCUCAAUCCUUUCGCUACCCAAGGUUAUUCCAAUCCGCUUUUGGUGGGCAUGGUCAAGACAACCGCGCUCUGUGGCAUCGGUACAGUCGCCUUUCUGGCAAGGCGUUACCGGCAGAACAACCCAAAUGGAGGCAGACAGACCCCGACCGACGAUUCUAGCCCUGCAUCCAACGACCGAGAUCCCGCCUCUACCGAUCCAGGACUGAUCAGAAAGCACUCGAUAACUACGGUAUACACAGUUCCAAAGACUGGCUUCACCUAUCCUGGCAUCCGUACAUUCUAUCGCCCCCAUCCCCAGGAAGACAAGCUUCCACACGUUCCCCGCCCAGUCCCAUUGCUCGUAUUUGUUCACGGUCUUGGCGGUUCUGUAGCCCAGUUCCACUCUAUCCUUGUCAGCCUCUCCAACGCUGCCCCUUGCCUUGCCAUUGAUUUCCCUGGCUGCGGGCUGUCCUCUUUGAAGCCAGAAGAAUGGGCGGCAUAUACCACGGAUGCUCUUACCCAUCUGCUUGCUGUUGUCAUCGAAGCGCACCGAGACCGUGAGCGAGGCCAACAAGUCGUUCUCGUCGGCCACAGCAUGGGAUGCUCUAUCGCCGCUCUACUAGCUUCCGAUACAUCGCCGUAUGCUGAUCUCUUGUCUGCGAACGUCGCUGGCCUCGUUGCCGUGUGCCCCCAAGCGCAACCACCUUUCCCGGACAAGAUGCACGCCCUGAUGAGAAUCACCUCUUUGCCACCACUCAUCUUUGAUAUAUUCAGGCGGUGGGAUCGUCGCGGAGGAUCGAAUAGCAAGAGCGUUCUCCGCAUGACGGGCAAAGAAGCAGACGACGAGACCAGACGACUACAGUUACGCUUCAAUCGCCAGAGCCGCACCCCUACUUGGAUGCGCAUGGCGAGGGGAAUGUUGCCUGAUAUGUCUAGCGGUCUUCCCAAGGGCGGUUUACCCGGCAAAGAGGUCUGGGGUGGACUGAGUAUUCCUCUGUUUCUCAUUGCUGGCGAAUCUGACAAGGUCACUCCAACUGACAAUGUUGAACUGAUUAACACUUUUCUUGGUCGGGGUCAUGGCCCCAUCGAGCCCUCUCAAUCACUACCUGGCCUGCCCGUUGCAGCUGCUCCACUCGACCCUGCUGUUGCCGAGCCGCAGUUGAAGGAACAUGAGCACCAGGAUUCCGACAUGGAUGAUGAUAAUUUCCCCGACGCUGAGCCUUCCGCGACAUCUACAACGGAUGUGGAUACUCAGGAAUCCGUAGGCGCAAGUACUGCAGUCGCUGAUGAAACAUCAGAAUCUAGUACUCCUUCAUCUGAGUCAAGUACCACACAAAUACGUCCUCGUCGCCUGUUGGUCAAGACCGCCAUCAUGCCACCACCUGCAUCUCACUCGCUAGUUUUCGCCCCUACGAGCGCCCGCAUCAUCUCCGGCCUCAUUGGCACUUUCUUGUCCGAACACAUCGACGGGCGUCUCUCGCCGACCUGGCAGCUGCAGUACCUGACUACCGAGGGCAAAUGGGACGUGAAGAAUCUCGCAAAGUGGCAAGCCGUGCGACCCGUCUCGGAACCCAUCGCACACACCUUCCGCGCUCUCAAGACGCUCCGCGAAGUCGAUCCCUCGCACUCGCCCAAGAUCUUCGUCAAGGAAUGGGCAGGCAAGCUCCGCGCCGUCGUCGACAUCAGCCACGACUCCCCCGUGUACGACCCCAAAGGCCUCGAGGACGGCGGCAUCCCUUACCACAAGUUCCCCACCGUUUCCAAGCAGCCGCCCACACGCGAGGAAGUUGGCAGGUUCGUCGAGCUGAUCGACUUCAUUCGAUCUUAUGACCCGCCUCGUCGCCCUCAAGACAACAACACCCAGGGCAGCAGUGGUGACAAGGGCGACGACGUCCUGGUCGGUGUGCACUGCCACUACGGCUUCAACCGCACGGGCUUCUUCCUCGUUUCCUACAUGAUCGAGCGGCUGGGGUAUACCGUCCAGGACGCCAUCACCGAGUUUCUGCGAGCUAGACCACCGGGGAUUCGCCACGAGCACUUUGUCGAUGAGCUGCAUGUGCGGUAUUGCAGCGGGUUGAGGAAGGCGCCUACGCUCUAG